AUGAAUCAAACCUGGUUUGGCUUAUCGAAUGCCGAUAAAACUGGCACACGUUAUGACUAUAACAAUUUUCUCUUAACUGCAGAUCUUUUUCUUAAUAAUACAUUACAGGAAAUUUCAAAUGAUCUUCAUAUUGGCUACCAGGCGUUCUUCUCGACGUCAACAUCAACUUUCAAACGCAUACAAAAUACUUCGCAUGUCAAUCAAAGCUUACUCGCAAACUCAUUGUAUAUAAAUGGUAUCGCAUCCCCGAUUGAAAGAUUCAUCCUCACUUUUCUCAUGUCAACUAUGGCAUUCUUAACUGUAUCGGGCAACUCAUUAGUGAUUAUUGCGUUUAUAUGUGAACCAACGAUACGAACGUAUUCGAACUAUUUCAUCCUUAAUCUUUCUAUCGCGGAUCUGCUUAUUGGACUUAUUUGUAUUCCACUGUAUGCUCAUAAAAUAAUCUUCGGUGAAUGGUAUUUGGGUUAUAUUCUUUGUAAAUUAUGGCUAGUUUUUGAUUAUGUCGUUGGAUCGGCAUCUACGUUAUGUAUUGUUGUUAUUUCUUAUGAUCGUUAUCAAAUGGUUUCGAAAGGUUUAAAUUAUAUAUCUAAGACAACGAUACGACGAGCAUUGAAGUUUAUGUUAGGUACAUGGACGAUCGCAAUGCUCAAUUAUGGUCCUGCAAUAUUGUUAUGGGAUUGGUUACCUGGUAGUGAUCCGUUUCAGAAUCGAUCCUGUGAUCCUCCAUUUGCUAAUAAUUUUCCGUACUUGGUGACAACGGCAUUUGUAGAAUUUUUCGUACCUUUUUUUAGUAUAACGACGCUUAAUCUCCUAGUCUAUAUGAACAUUCGUCAACGUUCUCGAGGAUUAAUACGCACAAACAAGGAUAACAGUGGUAAUAACCAUCAUCUCGCGCCAAACGAAGCGAAACUACGGCAUUCUAUAGAUAAUUGUAAUGGUAAACACGAUCCUCAUGACGCUCAAGAACUUAUUCAAUUUCAACCCUCGGCAAAUUCUCCUCUACCCGUCUCAACAACUUAUUCCAAAUCGUCAUCAUCGUUAGCCUUAGCACGUGAUCGUAAAGCAGCGAAAAAUCUGUUCAUUCUCGUUUUCGUGUUCGUUCUCUGCUGGUGUCCAUACACGUUCUUAACAUUAAUUCGAGCUUUAUGUAAAAAUCCUGAUAAGUGUAUUUCAGCAUUUAUCUACGAAAUUACAUUUUGGUUGUUAUGGUUAAAUUCAACGAUCAACCCGUUAUUAUAUUCAUUUCUUCAUGUCAAAUUCCGUGAAGCAUUUUAUCGUAUUUUAUGUUUUUAUAACGUAAGACAUCGUCGUCGAUUAUGA
This is a messenger RNA of Adineta ricciae, 1320 nucleotides long. The record is from the annotation of a GenBank genome assembly. NCBI's taxonomy places the organism in Eukaryota, Metazoa, Rotifera, Eurotatoria, Adinetida, Adinetidae.